AUGACAAUCCUCUCACUUCCUCCCCCCUUACUCAUCAAUGAACUCUCAUACAUCCCACCCCCAUCCGCAAAAGCAUUCGAAGAAGAAUUCGCCGGUAUCCUUCCCCCGGGAAAAGAUAUCCAAUCAUCUCGAGGAACAAUCCAUUACUAUGAUUUCAAUCCCUCCUCAUCAAAUACCAAAAAAGUUCUCCUAAUCCACGGUAUUGGAACAAGUGCUAUUGGUAUCACGUCUCUUGCCCGUCAACUCGCGGCCUCGGGAUCUCAUGUUGUGAUUUAUGAUCUCUGGGGCCAUGGAAAUUCUUCGACUCCUUUGGAAGCACAUACGCCGGCGUUGAUGCAUCUGCAGAUUUUUGAAGUUCUCUCGCAUUUGGGAUGGAACAGGGCGCAUUUUGUGGGGUUUAGUUUGGGCGGGAGUAUUGUGGCUACUUUCGCGGCGGUGUAUCCACAGCUUGUGGAGAGCGCGGCGGUUGUAGCUGGAGCGGGUCUUUGGAGGAAGAAGAAUAGUGGAUGGUGGAAUAAGGUGCAGAAGGAUGGAGAUUGGAUGGUAGAUGGAGAGAGUGAUCAUAUUAUCAUUGAGGAAUUAGUGGGCUUCGCUCCAUCGGAUAGAACCUGGAAAGAAGCAAUUCAUCGAGGAGAACUUGUAUCCCAGCCGAUCGAUCAAUGGCAGAGAGAAAAUCAUAAAGGUCAUAUAGCGAGUGUGGUUAGUAUUUUCAGAUAUGGGAAUGUUUUUGAUCAACAUGAGAGUUAUAGGAGGUUGAUUAAGAGUGGGAUCAAGAUUUUGGUAAUCGUGGGGGAAUUUGAUACUUCAUUUCCACCGGAAUUUGUGAAGAGAGAGUUGGGGGAGUUGGAGUGGGAGAAAGAGAUAGUGCAGGUGGAUGGAGCGGGGCUUGUUUUGGUGAGGACGCAUGAGGAGGUGGUGGGGAAAUUUAUUGAGGAGUUUUGGGAGAGAGAAUUUGGGAUGUGA
Molecule: messenger RNA, 963 nt
Organism: Botrytis byssoidea
Lineage: Eukaryota; Fungi; Ascomycota; Leotiomycetes; Helotiales; Sclerotiniaceae
Exons: 1
Coding region: 1-963 (320 amino acids)
Source: RefSeq, a predicted model, not a curated record